GUGUGAAAAUGGAAUUUAGAAAUUAAACACACACGUGCGCACUCUUUUUUGUUUAAAUCUUCCACUCUUUCUACUGCAACCAAGUCAUCUAAAAAAAUGUCCAACCGUUUCCUAAAACAUUUCCAUUUCUCCAAACUCAAAUUCUCACCGCCGGCCGCCGUCGCCCACUCCCCAUCCUCCGACUGCUACUUCACCUCCAACCCCAUUUCCCUCACCCCUUCCUCCCUCGCCGACGACGGCUUCUUCUCCACCUCCUCCGAUGCCGACGACUCAAUCUCCGACGACCUUGCCACCCUCCUCGCCUCCCGCCGCUUCUUCUUCUCCUCCCCCGGCCGCUCCAACUCCAUUUGUGACUCCUCCACCGCCCGUCGCCGAUCCCACGACGUCGUUGUUUCUGAAGGUCUAGAGGUCCCCAAAUAUUCAAUGGACCCUUACGCCGACUUCCGGCGGUCAAUGCAGGAGAUGGUGGAAGCUCGAGAAUUGGAGAGUGUGAGGAGCGACUCUGAGUUUUUGCGAGAGCUUUUGUCGUGCUAUCUCCGGUUGAAUCCGAAAAACACCCAUAAGUUCAUUGUUAGAGCUUUUGCUGAUCUUUUGCUUUGCUUGUUAACAUCCUCCUCCUCCGCUCCCCCGUCGGCUCCUAAAGCACGACGGAAAGGUGUUAUGUUUCGCUAAUUUUAUGCCUUCUAAAGUUCAAUGGAUUUGUUAUAUCUUAGACCAAUACACAUAUUCCGACUAGAACUUAAAAAGUUCAGUUAUAUA
Messenger RNA from Cucurbita pepo subsp. pepo (vegetable marrow), 759 nucleotides. NCBI's taxonomy places the organism in Eukaryota, Viridiplantae, Streptophyta, Magnoliopsida, Cucurbitales, Cucurbitaceae. The record is from RefSeq and is a predicted model, not a curated record.